This is a messenger RNA of Spodoptera litura, 2685 nucleotides long. The record is from RefSeq and is a predicted model, not a curated record. Lineage: Eukaryota; Metazoa; Arthropoda; Insecta; Lepidoptera; Noctuidae.
UACGACGAAACACAAUACAAGCGUUUUUUUACGUCGGUUCUCUAUAUGACUGUGGUAUCACAUUUUCAAAUAGUACAACGGGUGCUAACUACUCAAUUACUUGCCUUUCGGUACUAAUGAAGGAAGAAAAAAGAAGGUAUACCGAGGGAUCAACCACUUUUAAAAUGUAUAAACAGAAAUUGUGAUGAGGAAAAGUGGAGAUGACUCAAUGGUAACGAAAACAAGUGGUAACAGGUACGAACCAUGUUAUAUAGGUACCUUAAAUGCAGGGACAGGUAAUAGUCACAAAUAAACUUGCGCACGCAAACAUCGUUCGUACCGAUGGGAACUCCAAAGAUGCAGACGAUAAUAGUGUUUAUUGUGUUCACAAUAAUAACUCAAACUGUAUCACAAUGUGACGAAGAAUAUAGUGUAGAAUUAAAAAACCGGAUGUAUAAAGGUGUUAAAUAUGAACCAGAUGAAAUAAUAGUGGAUAAUGUGACUAAAGUAGAAAGGGGAUGUGUGUGUUUGAAGGAAGUUUGUGCCAAAAAGUGCUGUCCCUUAGGCCAAGCGUAUAACAGGGAGCUGAAGAUAUGUGUCGACAUCUCUAAACCAUUCAAUCCUCCGGUCUAUAGAGAGUAUCAGUUGUUACCAGGAUACAAUGCGACGAAGGAGUUACACUUUUUCUACGGAAAAAUGAACUGUUCGGAUGAGCUAGAAGAAAUUAGAGUCCCAGUAGCUCCUGCUUCGUACAAUUUUCAUUUAAGAACGGAUGGGAAGCUGUACGUGAAAAUCGAUACUUCUGUGAAGGUCCUAAUCUAUGAUGCGAGCAAAUACUGCAUCGACACGUUUGUCUCUGACACUGAGGAACCACACCUCAAUGCCCUCAUCUGCUUUGUCCCGAAGCCGGAACAUAACAACUAUACUAUGAGCAGCAGUUGUAUGCUGAUAUCCUGUUUCUUUAUUCUCCUUACGGUGGCAGUGUACGCAUGGUUGCCUGAACUGAGAAACCUUCAUGGAAUGGUGCUGAUGGCAUACCUACUCAGUUUCUUCGUCGGCUUCCUGUUCCUAGCCACUAUGCAGAUCCUUAUCUUAUUGAAGGAGAUAUCCGAAGAUAUCUGUAUCGUUCUAACGUUCAUCAUCUACUUCUCUCUUCUGGCAGCGUUCUUCUGGCUGAACGUGAUGUGCUACGACAUCUGGUGGACGUUCAGUGGCAAACGAGCUCAUGGCCGCAGUGGUUCACAAAACAAGAGGUUUUUGUGUUACGCCAUCUACGCCUUUGGAGUGCCAACGAUCCUGACCAUCGUUAUGGCAGCUCUUGAAUUCUCCAACAUUCCUUUGCAUCCUCUUCUGCCUAAACUUAGGUUACAAGGCUGCUUCUUAUACGGAAACAGCAAAUUGUUGUACUUGUAUGGACCGAUUGUGAUACUCUGUGUGGCGAAUCUGAUCUUCUUCGCGCUGACUGCCUUCAAGAUAGCAAAAAUUAAAAAAGAAACCAAAAUGCUGCGAGACAAGGAGAGCUCCACACAUGACCAGGACAGAAAAGAUACUCAAAGUUUGAAAUUAAAAUGUUCCAGGUUCACUCUCUACGUCAAGUUGUUCACUGUCAUGGGCAUCAACUGGAUCUUGGAGGUGGUCAGCUCCUUCUACCCAGAAGCCGACGUGUUCUGGCAGUUCUCUGAUGCUUACAACGUGCUCGUCGGUCUAAUCAUCUUCAUUAUCUUCGUCUGCAAGAAGAAGACUUGGAGAAUGAUCAAGAAGAGGAUCAAAGACUAUCAACGUUCCAAAUCUAAUAAUACCCAGCAAGAGAUAAAUGGCAAUAACAGACGACUAGCCCAAUGGAGAACUCAACCAGAUAGAACAUCUAGUUUGGAAACCAUUAGAACAACGGAUGGAGAAAGAAGUUCGAGAAGCAAUAAAUCUGUUAACAUAAAUCCUCACUAGUUAACCGACAACGUCGUAGAAACUCCUGCACUGACAGAACCAGAUGAUUUCAAAGAAGAUAAUAUUAAUAAAAUCAGUUAUGAUAAAACUAAUUUGACAAUACAUUAAUUAAAAGAAGAAGCAAAAAAGGCUAGAGUUGAAGGCUACACAGAAACAAGACUGGUAACAAUAUUAAUAAAGACGUUAAACAAAUGAAUAUAAAGGCAGAAAUGGAAUGUUUGGAAUAUAGUACGAGUGAAAAGGUACAGAAAAGUAUUCUACACAAACAAUAGAUUAGGAUCUAGUGAAUGGUAGUCCUAUACUAACUUUUGCAAUGUGUUGGCAACUAAUUGUGAGGGCUUGUGUUGGUAGUGUGUGGGUUGGAAUUAGACUAAGAUUUUUAUAAUAUAUAAGCUGUGUGUGUUAAUUUACUUACUGAAAUAUAACUUUUAUGAGAAACCAAACAUAAUGUUUAUAUUUUAUGCACCGAAGGAUAUCCUAUCUGCACAAUUUGUUAACAAAUUUGGUUUGGUUUGCACGGUUGAAAUGAGACUUUAAUUGUUACGGGUUUAGGUAGAUUUUACAUUAGAGGUGAUCGAGAAAACAAGGCGGGUGGAGGAAGAUGACUAGAAACUAGCGAACUAUACAAAGUACGUAGUUUGUUGCUGACAAUAAAAUUAAAAGCAUCGACAUGUUUCGCUUUGUUUUGAGGAUUUUCUGUGACACAAGCUUUAUAUUGCUUCUUUUCAAUGUAUAAUUUUAAAAUAUUAUAUUUAAUUUAAU